AUGGCAGAUGUGAGAAUACUAGGAAGCGAUACGGAUCCACCGGUUUCAAGCAGUGAUCCAGUCUGCGGCAUUUGUGGAAAGCAAAUAUCUCGCUACACUUGUCCACGAUGCAAUCUGAGAUACUGCACUUUGACCUGUUACAAGUCUGAAAAACAUGCUGAUUGCACGGAAACAUUCUAUAAGGAAUCAUUUGUAGCAGAAUUGGAAGGCAAACGAGCCGAUGACGGUGAAAAGAAACACAUGCUGGAUAUUUUGAAGAGAUUUGAAGAAGAGCAGCAAGAUCCUCUUGAUCCAGGAAUGUCACUGGAGGAGCGGCUAGCUGACGUUGACCUUGAUCAAGCUUCACCCGACGACAUGCUGUCUCUUCUGACACCAGCAGAACGACAAGAAUUCGAAUUGGCGCUAAAGGCACAAGCAUUGUCACAUAUAAUACCUGUUUGGACACCAUGGUGGAUGGAAGCUCCUCCGAAAGUGGUUGCAUUGGAUACAGAGGCCCAGAAAACGGAAGUACCAGAUAUAUUACAAGAUAUUAAACCAUUGGAGAAGCUGACGAAACAAGUUCCUGCUGAUUCUGUAUUGUUGAAUGUUGUGGACAUUUUGUACUCGUAUGUUGAAGCAAGUCGAUACUUUAAUGGAGAUUGGUCGGUAGAUCCUGAGGCCGCCUGUGCAUACAUUUGGGAGUCAUCCGGAGUCCUCUCAUCCGCAACACCUUCUGCAGUUGAUACGGUUGAUAGUGUUCUUGCUUCCGUGAGAAGUCAUUCGUUGCAAUUGAGUCGCGAACGACAACCAAGCAUGGAAGCCUUCCGUCUCUUUCUCAAUGACAUCUCGCUCAUACUGACCUCGUUACGAUAUACGCUGGCGGCACUUUCAGACAUGUAUCGCCUGUUUGAAUCUGUGUCUGUUGGUAAAUCCAAGCUACGGAGACGUGCCUUCUUGACUUUCAAGAAGAUUUACUUUUAUGUUGCGUGGAUACAUGGUAGUCCAAUGAUGGAAGAAGGAUUGUCACGUAUUGCGCGGGGUGUUGGUCGAGAGGCUGAAGCUAUACUGCAAGAAUCGGAGAGACUGAGGCAGGAACUGGCUACAGUUGAUAAAUUGAGACGUGAAAGGAAUUCGAAAGGUGCUCCUGGUCCAGGAAUUGUGGAAUUGUAG
Molecule: messenger RNA, 1149 nt
Organism: Synchytrium microbalum
Lineage: Eukaryota; Fungi; Chytridiomycota; Chytridiomycetes; Synchytriales; Synchytriaceae
Exons: 7
Coding region: 1-1149 (382 amino acids)
Source: RefSeq, a predicted model, not a curated record